This is a messenger RNA of Alexandromys fortis (reed vole), 1455 nucleotides long. RefSeq names its product collagen alpha-1(III) chain-like. Gene Ontology annotation, cellular component: collagen type II trimer. Gene Ontology annotation, molecular function: extracellular matrix structural constituent conferring tensile strength. Gene Ontology annotation, biological process: notochord development; collagen fibril organization; skeletal system development. The transcript has 13 exons. The record is from RefSeq and is a predicted model, not a curated record. The annotation marks the transcript as partial. Lineage: Eukaryota; Metazoa; Chordata; Mammalia; Rodentia; Cricetidae.
UGCUGUUGCUGUGUGCAGGGACAAAAUGGCGAACCAGGUGCUAAAGGAGAAAGAGGCGCCCCUGGAGAGAAAGGUGAAGGAGGCCCUCCUGGAGCCGCAGGACCCCCUGGAGGUUCUGGACCCGCUGGUCCUCCUGGUCCUCAGGGUGUCAAGGGUGAACGCGGCAGUCCUGGUGGUCCUGGUGCUGCUGGCUUUCCUGGUGGGCGUGGUCUUCCUGGUCCCCCUGGCAACAAUGGUAACCCAGGCCCCCCAGGGCCAAGUGGAGCUCCUGGCAAGGAUGGCCCUCCAGGACCUGCUGGGAACAGUGGUUCUCCUGGCAACCCUGGAAUAGCGGGACCAAAAGGUGAUGCUGGCCAACCUGGAGAGAAGGGACCACCUGGUGCUCAGGGACCUCCGGGAUCCCCAGGCCCACUUGGACUUGCAGGACUUACUGGAGCAAGAGGUCUUGCUGGACCACCAGGCAUGCCAGGUCCUAGGGGUAGCCCUGGGCCUCAAGGUAUCAAGGGUGAAAGUGGAAAACCGGGAGCCAGUGGCCAUAACGGGGAACGUGGUCCUCCUGGACCCCAAGGUCUUCCUGGUCAACCUGGUACAGCUGGUGAACCUGGGAGAGAUGGAAACCCAGGAUCAGAUGGUCAACCAGGACGAGAUGGAUCCCCUGGUGGCAAGGGUGAUCGUGGUGAAAAUGGUUCUCCUGGUGCCCCAGGGGCUCCUGGUCAUCCAGGGCCACCUGGUCCUGUCGGUCCAGCUGGGAAGAGUGGUGACCGAGGAGAAGCGGGCCCCGCUGGUCCUUCUGGUGCUCCGGGUCCCGCUGGAGCUCGGGGUGCUCCUGGUCCCCAAGGUCCACGAGGUGACAAAGGUGAAACUGGUGAGCGUGGCUCCAAUGGCAUCAAAGGACACCGAGGAUUCCCAGGCAAUCCAGGUCCCCCAGGUUCCCCUGGUGCUGCCGGUCACCAGGGUGCAGUUGGUAGUCCCGGACCUGCCGGUCCCAGAGGACCAGUUGGACCACAUGGGCCUCCUGGAAAAGAUGGUACAAGCGGACAUCCGGGUCCCAUUGGGCCGCCAGGACCUCGAGGCAACAGAGGUGAAAGAGGAUCUGAGGGCUCACCAGGCCACCCUGGGCAACCAGGGCCCCCUGGACCUCCUGGUGCACCUGGUCCUUGCUGUGGUGGAGGAGGUGUUGCCUCCCUUGGAGGCGGUGAAAAGUCUGCUGGAUUUGCACCCUACUAUGGCGAUGAACCAAUGGAUUUCAAGAUCAACACCGAGGAGAUUAUGUCUUCCCUCAAGUCUGUUAAUGGACAAAUAGAAAGUCUUAUUAGUCCCGAUGGUUCUCGUAAAAACCCAGCGCGGAACUGCAGAGACUUGAAAUUUUGCCAUCCUGAACUCAAGAGCGGUACGUCUGAGUCUUUAUCACUCAUGGCUGUAGACUGUAUGAGAAUUUGACCAAGAAAGUUUUUC